This is a messenger RNA of Porites lobata, 3461 nucleotides long. Lineage: Eukaryota; Metazoa; Cnidaria; Anthozoa; Scleractinia; Poritidae. The record is from the annotation of a GenBank genome assembly.
GAAGAUACCCCAGCUUACUUGCGUAAAGCUCUGAAAAAGGCGACAAUGGAAUAUGACAAGGAUAUAGUCAAGUUUAAAACAGCUCUUGAUGAGUUUGCAAAUCAGUACAAAAUAGAGGGUGAUCCAAAUUUAACCCCCACCGAAUUUUUUGAAAAAAAUAAAGAUCUUCUUUAUUACUUCUUCAAAAAGAACAAAGACGUUAAAGUAAAUUUAGUUCUUGUUUGUGAUAUGGAGCAACAGCUUACAAAUAAAGAUGGAAUUUAUGCUUUCAAGGAGGAUGAAGCCUAUUUCAGAACAGAUGAAAAAAGAGUUUUAAAAUCAACAAAUAUUGAAAGGUUAAUAAACAAAAGCGUUAAAAAAAUGACUGAAGAUCUUGAUAAAUACCAGCAGAAUGGAAGUGGAUGGUAUUUUAAGAGUGUCAAAGAAUUACAGUUAAAUGUAGUUGAAUACUCGCCACACAAGGGUUCAUCUUAUAUAGAUCUUCCACUUUGGAUUAAAAAUAAAAAGGCUAUUAUUAAUCUGAAAAACAAAGACGACAAAUGCUUUAUUUGGUGCAUACUUAGAUACCUUCACCCAAAACCAAGAGAUAAUGAGAGAAUAUCAGAUUUGAAAAAGUAUGAAAACGAAUUAGAAACAAGGGGUAUAAUUUUUCCAAUGAGUAUUAAAGACAUAAAUAAGUUUGAAAAGCUUAACCCAAAUAUACCAGGUAUAACAGUAUUUUCGGUUGAAGGAAAAACCAUUUACCCUCUCAAACUCUCAAAUAAGGGUUGCGUAAAAACAAUAGAUUUAUUUCUUUUUGAAGAAAAUGGAAAUUGCCAUUAUGGACUCAUUAAAAAUCUUCAUAGGUUAAUAGGCGCUCAACUAACUGCAACAAGAGUUACUGGAGGUGUAUUUAUUUGUAAAAGAUGUUUGUGUCAUUUUAAGGUACAAGAGCGUUUUGAUAAACACGCGCAAUAUUGUUCCAACAACAAAAUGGUUACUGUUAAAAUGCCUAAAAAAGGUUCAAGUAUUUAUUUUAAAAAUUAUAAAAAAAAGUUCCCAGUUCCUUUUGUAAUAUACGCUGAUUUUGAGUGUUUUACAAAACCUGUAUUAACUUGUGUUCCAGAUCCAAGUAAAUCUUACGACGUAGACUAUCAAAAACACGAGCCAUCUGGAUUUUGUUUUUAUCUUAAAGGGAUAACAGACUCGUUUAAAACAGAAAGCUUCACAAAGGAAAAAGAAGAUGAUAAUGUGGCGGCUAUUUUUGUAAAUAGAAUUGUGGGUUACACCAAAUCAAUAUAUACUGAAUACUACCGAAAACCAAAACCAAUGUUAUUAACAAAAGAUGAAGAGAAAUCUUUUAAAAAAGCUAAAUAUUGCAACAUAUGUGAGGAAGAAUUGGGUAAAGACAGAGUUAGAGAUCAUUGCCAUUUUACGGGAAAAUACAGAGGUGCUGCGCACAAUAAGUGUAAUUUGAAAUGUCGUAAACCAAGAGUUCUUCCAGUAAUAUUUCAUAAUCUUCAAGGUUACGACGCGCAUUUAUUUAUAAAGCAACUUGCUAAAAUUCCAGGAAAAUUAGAUUGUAUUCCGUCUACGGAAGAGAAAUACAUAAGCUUUUCAAAACAUAUUAAAGUAGGUGAGUACAAAAGUGUAACAGGGAAAAUGUGUGAAAUUACAUUUGAAAUCAGAUUUAUAGACUCUUUUAAAUUUCUUCAAACAUCGCUAUCAAAACUUGUUUCAAAUCUACAGCCAACAGACUUCAUUAAUACAAAAAGAAAGUUUAAACAUAAUACUCAACUAAUUACUCGUAAAGGAGUUUAUCCGUACGACUAUGUUUCAUCUCUUAGCAAGUUUUUUGAAACACAGCUCCCAGCAAAACAAGAAUUUUAUUCAAAGCUUAAUAAUGAAGAAAUAUCAGAUGAAGAUUACAAACAUGCUCAAAAAGUAUUUCAAACGUUUAAUUGCAAAACAAUCAAAGAUUACCACGACUUAUAUCUUAAAUCCGAUGUAUUACUAUUAGCCGAUGUGUUUGAGAAUUUCAGGAAAACUUGUCUAAAACAUUACAACCUUGAUCCAGCUCAUUAUUACACAUCUCCAGGCCUUGCCUGGGAUGCUUGUCUUAAAACAACAAAGCAGGAAUUACAACUACUUGACGAUUACGAUAUGUUAAUGAUGUUUGAAAGGGGAAUACGUGGCGGAAUAACUCAUAUAUCAAAGAGAUACGCAGAAGCUAAUAACAAGUACAUGAAAAAUUACGACCCCAAAAAACCGUCUACAUUUAUUCAAUACCUUGAUGCAAAUAAUCUUUACGGUUGGGCAAUGUCUCAAUCACUCCCAACACAUGGUUUUGAGUGGGUUGAAAAUAUUAGAAAAAGUCGGGUUAAAAAAUAUUAGAAAGCAAUCCAACAAAGGGCUAUAUUUUUGAGGUUGAUUUGGUUUACCCAAGACAUCUAUGGGAGUUACAUAACAAUUACCCACUUGCUCCUGAAACCUUAAAAGUAAAUGGGUUUGAAAAACUUAUAUGCCAUUUUAAACCAAGAACUAAUUAUGUUUUACACUAUAGAAAUCUUAAACAGUACCUCAGUAUGGGAAUCAAGCUUAAAGCUGUUCACAGAGCAAUAUCCUUUGAACAAUGCCCCUGGAUGGAACCCUAUAUAAGAAAAAAUACAGAAUUGCGUAAAACAGCAUCCAACAGUUUUGAGAAAGACUUUUUCAAACUCAUGAAUAAUGUAGUUUUUGGAAAGACAAUAGAAAACAUUAGAAAAAGGCAAAACAUAAAACUGGUUGAUAAUCGUAAAAUAGCUCUUAGACUUUCAAGCAGGCCUAAUUUUGAAAGAGCAACUAUUUUCGAUAAAAACUUAAUUGCAGCACAUAUGAAAAAAACAGAGGUCUAUUUUAACAAACCGGUUUACGUUGGUCAAGCAAUCUUAGACUUAUCCAAAACCUUAAUGUUUGAUUUUCACUACAAUUACAUAAAAGACAAAUACGAUACAAAAGCGGAGUUACUUUUUACAGAUACUGAUUCCCUUAUGUACAAGAUACAAACAAAAGAUUUCUACAAAGAUAUUAAAAAAGAUGUGGAAUCCAAGUUUGAUACAUCAGACUAUUCAGCAUCACAUCCAUCUGGAAUUCCAACAGGGUUAAACAAAAAAGUAAUUGGAAUGUUCAAGGAUGAAGUUGCUGGAAAACAAAUCACACAUUUUAUUGGGCUUCGCCCAAAGCUUUACAGCUUUAAAAUAGAAGAUGGCAAAAAUGUUAAGAAGUGCAAGGGAAUAAAAAAGUCUGUAGUUUCAAAAGGAAUUACAUUUGAGCAUUAUUUUGAUUGUUUAUUCACGGGGGAGAAACAAAUGCGAAGUAUGAAAAUAAUACAAAGUAAGUAUCACGAUAUAUAUUCUAAAGAAGUAAAUAAAAUAGCUCUGAGCUGCGAAGAUGACAAAAGAUUAGUACUAAGCAACAAAGUUGAUACGAAAGCAAUAAGGUAG